Procambarus clarkii (red swamp crayfish) is the source of this 5837-nucleotide messenger RNA. RefSeq names its product Tumor necrosis factor receptor superfamily member wengen (gene wgn). NCBI's taxonomy places the organism in Eukaryota, Metazoa, Arthropoda, Malacostraca, Decapoda, Cambaridae. Gene Ontology annotation, molecular function: protein binding. The record is from RefSeq and is a predicted model, not a curated record.
UCAGAGGGUCGCAUAGGCUGGGUAUGGGGCAUAUACUAGACAGCGAGUCUCAAUGUAAUUAUAGCGAGAUGUCUUAUGUUUGUGUGUUGUGAAUGCCUAUUUGCCAAGAUGAAUUUACCGAUAAGAUGGAUUAAAAGCGGAAAAUACUAAGUAUCAGGACGAAGAUGGUAGGAAGAGGGUGGUGGUUGCUGGUGUGGACAGUGUAUGCUGCUUGGACAGUGUGCUUUGUAUGUGGAGGGCUGUCUUGUCAACAGGGUCAGGAGUUUUACGACAGCGAACAGGGCCGGUGUGUGUCAUGUACACGUUGCCACGGUUCCCAGGUGGUGGUGGUUCCAUGCUACGUGUAUCGGGAUGCUGUAUGUGCCCCUGCUGCUCAGUUCCUUCCUACCUGGUCACGGCUCACUCAACCCCAAGCCCCCAUCACCCUCUCCACACCAACCACCAUGCAAAACCACACACAAGAAGAACAUGGACACGGGAAAAGGAUUUCAACAUUUUCCAAUGAUAAGCGAAAGCAUUUGAAUAACCAUAGAAAAACUUCUGGUCAUCAGGAAGGAAAAUCUGGCACAAAUAAGGCACCUUCCAAUAAAAGCAUGCAUAGCAAAAAGAAUCACAGAAAAUUACAUAACCAAAAUGGCUCGGAAAAGACCAAAAAAGGGAAAUCAAAGCACCACCACCGUCAUAGACACAGUGGAGAACGCACUGAGCAUAGAGCACAAAAUAAAUCUCUUAUGGUGAACAGAGAGGAAGCUGUAAGUGGUGUCCACAUUAGUCAGAAAAUUGGUGCUAGUGAAUCAGUGAAUGAGAACACAAGUGUUCGUGAGUCAGUUAACCACACCAGAGAAAGUGGUGGUGAUAGAAAGGAGUCAGUAAAGGACAUCAGUGAUGGUGCUAAUAGUGAUAAGGAUAAAGACAGUGACUCACAUCGGCCAGAUACUGCAGACUGGCAAAGAACUAUUUUUCUCACAGUUGUCAUUGUUAUUAGUAUAUGUGUUGUUGGGCUCACCAUCGCUACACUUAGUCAUCUAAGAAACAUCAUCACUAAGCGAAAAUUGAAAAGAGUCAAUGAUACAGUUGCUGAAGAAAAUAAUGGAGAGAUGAGAGUGAUGGAACAUCUUUUGCCAUCUCAUCCUGCUGCACUUACAAGCAGAUCAACAGUGACAACUAGGAGAGCUGGUGUUACUUAUGUGAGAUCUUCUGCCACCACCCCACCUGUCCCACCAGCUUCCACUACCACGGCUGGUGAAGUGGCAGUACUGGACUCUGAACAAAUAUCUGGUCAUGUAUACCCACCCAUUCCAUUCACAAUGGAUAGACUACUAGAACAGCGAAGAGUGUUGGGUCCAUCAUCAUCUGUAGAUACAAAUCUCUACAUUGAAAGCUGGCAACAGCAAGAUAAUCACCCAGCAGUGCAACACCCACCAUCUGCCAGCUCCUUUACUGCUGGUCCCCGAACUUUUCUGAGGGGAACAGUAUCUGCUUGUCCAAGCCCAGUGCCAGUUCGUACUUACCGAUUGGGACCUGCAUCAGCUUCAGCUAGCCCAAUCUUCCCUGUCAGAGGAUUGGGGCCCACUCGAGGACGCAUGCGUGGAACACUUAUAUCAGCUGCAUGUGCCUUGUCUGGUAGCAGUGGUGGUGUAGUAAGUGAUUGUACCUCGGUUGCACCCACAUAGCAGUCUACAAAGCAGAUCAAGAAUGGUGAAUACCAGUGGGUUUUCCUUACAUUGCAGCAAUGCCAUUCAUUGUACAAGUUGUAAAAAGUGAUUUACUUAAUCUUGUGAUGUUGAGACCACAGAAGUGAUCAGGUCUCACUUGAGACAGCUAUUAGUCAUCAAAAUUAUGCCUUAAAAUAAGUUUUUGUGGAAAUUGAAAUGUGUGACAGCUUAUCAUGUGAGCUAUGUUGCAUCCAGUUUUCAUUGCAGCUCAUCUACAUAAGAGGCUUAUCCACUUAAUUCUAAGCAGCUCAUUGUGGCAGCUUACCUUGUAUGAUAGCUUCAUCUUUUGUUCAUAGACUUUUGCUCAGAAUAUUCCCAUGACUUCUUGGUGGAGAACAUUACACCUCAUGAAAAAUAUUUAGUAAAAUAAUAUUUUAAUUACAAUAUAGCAAUACUAUGUAUUGAAUCAAAAUUGUUUAAGAGUCAUCCCAUGAGCGGGUAUAAUAUGCCACAGGCAUUCAAGAAGUGAUCAGGAUUUCUUAAAGUAGCUUUGUAGACCCCAAGCGGUGCUCUGGCACUUGAAUAUUACAAAGUAAUUGGGCACAUGUUGAUGUGUACUGUACUGUACAUAAUAUGUAUACUGUAUUUAUAUGAGACCUGUAAAUAGACAAUAUAUUUGUGUGACAGUGUUUUGAUAGUACUGUACUGUAAUUGGCAUGUGUGUGUGUGUGUGGCUGUAAAAAUUUGUGUACAGUACUCCAAUAUUGUCAAGUUGUAGAUACGAGUACACCAUGGCUCAAGUUUGUGUGCGUUUCUUACUGCUCAAGAGUUGUAUUCUGGGUAUUACUUUAUUAAAAAAAAAGUUUUGCCCUAGUGUUCUCGGUUUACAAAUGAAUAUUGCAUUACAUCGCAUGGAAUGUGUGUAAUUUUCCAGUAAUUUGGGAGAAAUGACUUGCAAAUGAUUUAAAAAAAAAGUGCUAUAUUGGGUCUGCUCAGCUCUUCAGUGCCAAUUGUGCCAUACUGUGUGAUAAUUGUACUUAGCUCGAGGACACAUUUUUUUAUUGUAACAUGAGUAUUUCUUCAUAGGAACAAUUAGCUAUGGCAAAAAAAAAUUAAUUACUAAUUACACAUGAGCAUCUUAAUUUGAAUAAAGUGCAAAUGUGUUCUAUGUUGUGUAAAUGUUUUCUUUAUAUACAUAUCAUCCACAUCCAAUAUUAAACAAAAUUUAGGAUGUAAAGUGUAUUUUUAUUUUUGUAGGUUCAGUCUUGUGUCAUGUUACUUGGUCAAAAAAGUAUUAAAUGCUUUAUCAUUACCAUAUCCCAAGGAAUGGGAUCUUAGCAGAAUCUCUUUUUUUUUUUUUUUCCCCCCAGACAGAUCUGUCCCAAGUUUCCUCAAAUUCUUCCUUUUGAUGUUAUGAUGACAAAUUCUGUUUCACAUCUUACUACUUUUAGCAUUCUUAUGUUGGCAAAUAUCUUCAUAUUUACUUUGUUAAUACCUAAGGUCUUAAACUGCCAGUAUGUUUGAUGCCUUCUCAGUCAAGAUAUGGGCAUCAUAUUUUCCUGGUCUGCUUGCCUACAACCUCUAAAUGAAUAUUUCUGUUUGAAAGUACCUUUACACAUUCAAGUUUUGAAAGUUAAACAUUAGAUUUAAACUAUUUAUUUAUAAAUUUACAUUUUGCUGUGUUGUAACAUCAUUGAAUUUACCAAUGCUUUUGAGUAUAAAAAACAAGAUGUGUAUAAGGAAAUGCAAGAUUAGAAAGCCAGAUAAAAUAAUAGGAUUUAUUUAUCUUAUAUGAAUGUAUUCACUUCAAAAGGCAUUACAGCAUUUUAAAAUGUAUUGGCAAGUACUGUUUUGGCUGAUUCAUACUUAAAGGAAACAUAAAUGGGAGAAAAGGUUUUCUUUAAAAUUUAGGCAUGUAAUGUUAUAGAUUUUUUAAUUUUGUCUAUAUUAAGAGGAAGCUUUUUAAGAAAGAUUUAUAUUUGAAGUAAUACCCGCCAUUUAAGUUGCUUUUGAAUUCAAAAAUUUUGCUGUUUAUUGUUAAAAAAAAAUCCAAAACUGUAUAGCUAUGAAUGGUAAACCUGCAGUAAUUAAAUUAACUUGUGGGCAUAGGUAUUUCAGUUUACAUAUGCAGUAUACAGUAAUUAUUUUUGAAGUCAUAUCUCUUCAAGUUCUGAUACAGUAUGACAUAACUGAUGAAAUAUUUUGGUUAAUAUUGUAUAUCACAUUGUAUUGAUGAUAAUUUACUCAUCGGUUGUAAUCAAAUAAUGACACAUUAAGAUUUGCCACACGAUGUUACAAUCCCUAGUCACAUGUACCUCUAGCAGUAGCACUGAGUAUUGUAGUAAAGAUUUAUUUAUAACUUCGCCCAAUUGGCGUUUCAUGUACAAUGUAGCAUUUUCACUCCUUUUUCUGUAAGAUCCACACAUACAUUCCAAAUUAGGUUUGCCUCUCGACAGUUGGUCAGCUUUACAAUCAUUAUACGUUUAUAUAUCAUUUAUCAUUAUUCUAUUUUAGAUCAUCACUGCAUUUAGGUCGUAACAAAAAUACUAAAAAUCUUACCAGCAGGAAUAAUGACUACUCUAAGGUUUGGGAGCAGCCAGGUUGUCAGAUGGUAAAAUAUUAGAUUUGUCAUUUUUGUGUCAUUCCAAGGGAUCAUAUAUAAUAAUGCAAGUUUUGUGUAGUUCCAAGGGAACUUGUACAAUAAUGCAAAUUUUGACAAAAUGGUUAAGAGGCUAUAACUACCUGUUUAAAAAAAUUAUUUGUCAAGUGUUUUGCAAGUUUCAAAACACAUGUUCAAGACUUUCAAAGUACCUUUGUGUAUUUUAUAUGCCAAUAUCCACGGUGACAACAAAGAUAAAUACACAGUUUCAGUUUAAAAAAAAAAGUAUGUAAAAUAUCAAAGGUACAAAAUAUCAAUAUAACUGCUCAUUAAUAAAUGAAUGAUAUGCAUUGUAUGCAUGUGUAGAUGUCUGGGUGAAUUGUAUAUACACUACAUAUACAUGAUGUACGAAUGCCUCUGUUACUUAUUGGAACUUUUUAUAAAGUACAGAAUGUGGACUGUAUUUGAUUUGUGCAUGUACCAAUUUACUGCACAACUAAGUAAUCAGUUUAAUAAAAUAUAUGAACAGUUCUAAGAGUGUGUAUUUGAAUAUGAGAGAGAGGUGCACGCUCGCUAAAUGUGUUCAUAAGUUUUUUCAGCAUUGAGAGCAAUACAAAUGAUUUCAAGUAAAUGUACAGUAUACUUAUCUGUGUCUAGAGUGAUGAUGCUACCUUUACAUGGAAAGUCACUACAGUUUUUCAGACAUUAUAUUUUAGAAAUAUAAUUUGAUAAUCCUGCAUUUAUAUUUGUUAGCUUUGUUCCUUUUGAAAUGUAUAUAAAUUUUCAUGCAAAAUUAUUUUAAAAUAUAAUUUUUAUUGAGAAUGUUGCAAAUUCCUAUCCACAUAAAUGUGGAUAAAAACAGGUCAAGGAAUAGAAAGAUACUGUAAUUUGAGAAUCAUUUGAUAAAGCUCAAGAUAACUCAUGCGCAGUCUUAAAACGGAGGCUAAUCCUGAAACAAUUCAUGUUCUGGUCAGUACGUUUUGUUUUUCUACCAAACAUUCUUUAUGUAUUUGUCGUUACCUCUUGUUCUUCAACCAGACAUUGUCCUCCUUGUACUUGUCAGCAUUUCUUCUUCCUCUCCUUCAACCUGACAUUCUUUAUGCACUUAUCACUAUCUUUUUUUCUAGUUUGAAAUUAUUCUUUGUAUACUAGUCAAUAUCUUUUGUACUUCAGCCUGGCUACAUGUUUAUACUGCAGUCCAAUGAGAUGCAUAAGAGUGAGAUGCGUGUUUAGGUACUGUAGGAAAAUAUAUAUAUACUGUAUAUAGUACAUGUCUGGGUGGUAUUGUAAGAUGGCAUUCAACUGUUUAGAAAUUUAGAUGUAUGAAAGUUAAGCGUGUUUUAAAAGUAGCAGAGUGGGGCCGUAAAAGAUACGAGUGAAAUAAACCUCAUAUACAAAUCAUUUCAGUUAUUUAUGUGCAGUUUUAUAAAAGAAUGUAUUGGAUCUGUUUGAUGAAAUAAUACAUAUUAUUUUCAGCAAUAUUUUUGUGCAAUGUUUUUUAUAUUUAAGUAUAAAAACGUUGGAAGCCCAACAGUCAAAAAAUUACAACAAAGUUUAUAAUAAAAAUAAAAGGGACAAGCUCA